Prorocentrum cordatum is the source of this 6089-nucleotide messenger RNA. Lineage: Eukaryota; Dinophyceae; Prorocentrales; Prorocentraceae. The record is from the annotation of a GenBank genome assembly.
GCCCUGAGGGGCCGAGGCUCCAGGUGAGCCUCACGUGGGGGCUGCUCCGGGAAAUCUUUCCCGAGCGGGCCCAGGCCCGGGCGAUGGCGUCGCCCCGGCGUGCGCCUCGCGCGGAGCUGGGCGACGCCGAGGCGGGCGACGCCGAGGCGGGCGCGGAGGCUGGCGCGCCGGCGGCGCAGGCGGCCGCGGCCCCAGCGGCGGCGGCCGGCGCUGGCGUGGAGGUCGCCGGCUUCGAGGGCUCGCUGCUGGAGGCGAUCGCCGAUGGGGCCGUGGCGCAGCCGCCGCUGCUGGCCUUCGGCGCCUGGGUGCAGUGGCGCGCCGGCCCAGGUCGCCGGCUUCGCACUGCGCCCGCGAUCGCGGCCAGCGAGAGCGCGCUGUGGCGGAGCACCAUGGAGGCGCUGCACGGCCAGGACUGGCAGGCGCGGCUGCGCCAGCAGGGCCCCGCCGCGGCGCGCAGCCCCGCGACGCCAGCGGCUGCGCAGCCGCCGGCGGCCGACGACGUCCUGCGGCUGCUGGACUCGCCGGCGCGCGCGUCCGACGCGGGCUCCGACGCCACUGGAGCCCUGUCGGACGGCAGCUGGGGGCCGCUCACGGACGACGAGGUCCUGGAGCGGCUGCUCAAGGACGUGGAGCCGCACGAGUCGAUGCGCGACUUCGAGCGGCGCCUGCUGCGCGCGCGGGCUGUGCUGACGCUGCGGCGGCAGGCGGUGCCGGAGGGCGCGGUCGAGUUCGGCAUGAGGAAGGCCCGCUUCCUGGUGGAGGCGCGGGCCCACGGCGAGGGCGUGGCGGCCGCGCUGGAGGCGAAGCUGCACGCCGUCCUGGACGUCGAGACGGACGACGCCGACGAGGACGUGCGGGCGCUGAUGGACCUCCUCGCGGUGGCGCGCGGCGGCAGCGCUCGCGACGCCGUGGCCGGCGGGGCGCCGGCGCGGCCCCCGCAGGACCGAGCCCCGCCCGCCGGGCCCGCCGGCGUCGGCGUGGCUCCCGCGGGGCCACCCGCCUUCCCCGCCUUCGGCGAGGACCUGCCGCCGGGGCUUCCCCCGCGGGGCGGGCCGACCGAGGCGGGCCCGGCGGAGCCCAGCUUGGCGGCAGCGCUGCAGGGCCUCGCGGGGGCGCUCGGCCGGCGGGCCGACAAGAAGUCGUCCACGAUCCAGGUGAAGCCGCACUACAGUCUGCCGACGCUCGGCGACGGCGACUUCGACGUGGACUCGUUCGUGGAGGAGUUCGAGGAGAUGGUCGGGCUGGCCAACGACGGUGCGGGGAUGUCGGCUCGCGUCAGCGGGCUUACAAGGUCGCUCGAGCUGAAGCAGGCUCGCCGGUCAGGCAGGCUGGCGGCGGAUCCCGACGAGGUGUACCAGAGCCUGAAGGAGCGGCUGAUGGAGUUCAGGGAGGGCUUGCUGGAGAAGCAGCAGCGGCUCAACGCCGAGUGGAGGACGCUCUCCCGCGGCAAGAUGAGCGCGCUGGAGUUUCAGGCGACGUUCGAGAACAUCGUGGCGGAGAUGGAGCUGGCUGGGAUGGGCAAGUCCGAUCGCGACCUGCUGCUCGGCUACCUGGCGCUCAUCUCUCCCGCGCACCGUGCAGAGGUGCUCAAGGAUCGCCGAGUGUAUCAGCGCUCUGGCGCCCAGCCCGAGGUCCGCGGCGUCGAGACCUGGAGGGAGGCCCAUCGCGUGCUGCUGAAGCUGGAGGAGGCCGAGAGCUCGGCCAAGGCGCUCGUCGCGGCGGUGGGCUCGGACUUCGCGCCCAGCCCGGGCGGCGGCGGUGGCCGGCGUCGGCGCGGUGGCGGUGGCGGCGAUCAGGAGCCGCCCGAGGUCGGCGCUGUUGGCGGCUCCGGCGGCGCCGGCGCUGAGGGUGCUGUGAAGGUCUGCUUCCAGAUGAGGGACAGCGGCACGUGUGCGCGUGGCGACGCCUGCAGGUUCUCUCACGACCGGGCUGCCAUCGCCGAGUCGCGGAGGACCAAGAAGGACGCGACCGGGCCGAAGGGCAAGGGCGCGGACGGCAAGAAGGGCAAGGGCUCGGACGACGGCGGCAAGGGCGGCCUCAAGUCGCAGCUCUGCCUGCAGUUCCUCCGGGGUGCGUGCAGCAAGAGCGAGAAGGACUGCAAGUUCAGCCACUCGGGUAAGGCAGCUCAGAAGGUCAUUGCGGCGGUCUAUGCUGGCGCGGCCGCAGCUAAGGCGCCGCCGCCAAGCCUCGGCAGCGCGGGCUCCCCCGGCAGCGGCCAGGGAGCAGCGCCUGCGGCCGAGGAGGCGGCGCGGCCCGCAGCCUCUGGCGCGGCGCCGAAGGUGCAAGCUGCGGCGGGGGGCAAGCUCGAAUGGGUGCGACCCUGUGGCGGCGUCUUCGGCCCGAGCUACGACCUCCCGCAGGUGAGCGUCGUCAGGGACUCGCCUUCGCCCGAAGGAGCUCUGAAGGACCUGGGCCAGAUCCCCGCCAGCGCCUGGGCGCAGGUGCAGGGGCCCGACGACGGGUACCACUACUUGUGCCACGCGCACGUCUACGGCCUCAGCAUCAGGACGCUCCUUGAUGGCGGGGCUGUGUUCUCCCUGACGUGGGAGGCGACGAUCGUCAGCAUCAUCAACGGCGCGAUCGCGGAGGGCAAGUCUCCUGAGGACCCGGACUGGCCGAUCGCGGGCCUGAUGCACUGGGGCCGGGACUCGAAGGCCUCGUCGGUGGCGGACAAGGGCGACCUGAAGAUUCGUGGCAUGGUGGACCUGCGCCUGGCCUUCGAGGGGCUGGACGGUACGCGAGUGGUGCGUGUGUUUCGCCUUCGGCUUCUGCGCGGGGGUUGGGACAGGCCGUUUCUUAUCAUUCUUGGGGCCCCAGCGCUCGAUGCACCCCCUCUGGGGAUCGGGCACCGGCCUACGCUACAGGGCCACUACCUGCCGGGGCUGGGCAUCACGGUCAAGCGUGCAGAGGCCGACGCGGUGCAAACGAAGCUGUUGACCAUCUCGGCGGUGUUCUCAGAGUGCGAUGCCGAUAGGCGUCGAGGUGAGGAUCGUCGGGCUGCCAGCGCUGUAGGAUCCCUGGUGUGGUCCGGCGCGGCCUGCCCGAGCUACCCCAUCUGCAUGGUCGGCGGCCAGUGCCCCGCGGAGUUCGGCGGCGGCGACACCGGCGUGAUCGUGCUCGACGACUCGGAGUCCGCCGUCCCCAUCUACCUGAGCGGCGAGGAGGGCGUGCGGCUGGAGCUCGGCGACUGCGCUCUGGUGCCAGCUCGCGCUAGCGGCUUCGCAGCGGGUAUCGUCGGCGACGUGGUGGCGAAUGGCGCGGCGGCCGUCUGGGCCGCCCCCGGCCCUUGGCUCGGCCGGGAGCAGCUCGUCCUGGUCGGCAACUGGGACCAGCCCGGCGUCAGCAUCGAGGUCGGCGACAUCGUGGGCGCCGUGAUUCAGACCGACGGCGAGCCGGCCGGCGAUGACCCGUCAGUGGCGCACGUGUGGCAGGAUUGGGACGAGCUUCGGGACAUCGUUGAGCUGGAGGUGCCGACGGACGAGUACUACGCCGAGCGUCUGGUCUACUGGCAGCGGAAGUACCCGAAGGCGGCCACCACCCUCCUCGAGCAUCUCUUGGCGGUCGAGGGCCUGCUGGACGUGUGCAUCGCGGCCGGGUACUCCAUGGGUGCCGAGAAGUCCCUCGACAGGCUGGCUCAGCCCUCCAUCGAGGCGCUCGGCGAGAUCGUGGGCCGCGAGGGCAGCGAGGCGUGCGAGAGGCAUCUGGAGCUUAUCAAGAACUGGUCGGUGCUCGAGGACGUGGCAGCGCUGCGGCGGUUCCUUGGCACGUUCAACUGGAUCCGCGGCCACUUCCCCAAGGAGGUGCAGAAGCCGCUGGGGAUCCUCACGCAGCAGCUCAAGAAGGACGCCGAGUGGCCGAUGACCUCCGAGAAGGUUGCGGCCCAGCGCGCCAUCCAGCAGCUCGCGUGCGAGGCCAUCCGCCUCGCGGUGAUCGACAUGGUCGGGGCGAUCUCGAAGGACCGCCCGCUCGAGCAGGUCGCGGAUUUUUGCCCCUACGGUUGGGGUGGCAGCGUGUAUCAGCUGGCCGCCGACCGCCGCACGCUCAACGUGCUGGCGAUGUACGGCGGCUGCCUCAGCUUGGCGCAGAGCAAUUGGCACCCCCGCCGGGGUGAGCUGUAUGCGCAGCGCGAGACCAGGCGGGAGGCACGUAAGGAUUUCGGUCGGCUGCCCGCCCUGUGCUGGACGGACCACGCGGCAGCGGUGAAGGACGCUACGUGUGAGGCCGAGACGGACUCCACCGUCAUCCGCUGGGUUGGCGAGAUCGAGAGCGACGGCAGCAGGCUGAUGAAUCUCUCGGGGCGGAGCGCGGCCCUUGGUGAUGGCCCCUCCCGAGAGAACGAGGCCCACGGCAAGUUCCUGCGCGAGCAGGCUCACUCCCUGGCGAACAUCACGAUCGAGGACAUCAUCGGCGAUGACUACCGUCCAGGGGAGGGGGCCCCGUGGGGCCUGGACGAGACCCCCGACGCGGCCGCCUUGCAGCUGGUGGCCGUGGCCGGGGCGGAGCGCGAGAAGGGCGACUCCAUCGCGCUGUGCCUGCCGGACUACGGAUGCGAGAGGCGGCGGAGCGCAGAGCAGGCGCGGGCAGCUCGACAGCUGCAGCUGGCGGCGCCAGGCCUGCGGCUUCGCAUGAUCCCGCACGACCCUCCGCUGGCAGACGGUGCCGGCGGCCUGUACUACAUCGCGCCUCCUCGCUUCCCAGGUGAUGCGAGUGGUAAGGCGCGGAAGCAGCUUCGCAAUGACGUGCUGACCGCAGCGGCCGCCGUCUUGCGAGAGUGUGCCGCGCGGUGGCCCAAGGUCGUGAUCGGGACGGGCCACGGCGGGCUGGUGGCGGCUGCAGCGGCCCACCCCAGAGUGGUGGAGGCCGCUCUCGCGCUGCGGUACGCGAGAGAGGCGGAGGGCAUGCAGGUCGCGGAGGCGUGGGUGAACGUCAGGGCGUUCGUGGCGAUCGGGCCGCGCGCCCACAGCCCGAGCAGGAUCGGCUUUGUGCGAGAGGCGUUUCCGGAGUUCGGAGCGGCUGCCCACGGCGACGAGCGCCUGGCCCCCCUCUAUUUGGUGGAGGGCGCCGGGGCGCACCGCCGUUUCGGGCAGGACCUCGGCGAGGCGCUGGGCGUGAAGGUGUCGGCCACGCUGGGCGAGGUCCUCAUGCAGGAGGUGGUCUCUGCCCCCCCGCGGCUGCUGGAGUUCAGCGGCGGCCGCUGCGCGUGCGGGCGGAGUUCGUUGGUGCUGGCGCGGUGCGGCCAGUGCAUCAGGGCCGACCGCGAGCUCGAGGAGGAGGCGCGGCUGGCUGAGGCGCCGGAGGAGGCGUUCGGGGAGCCCGACGCGGUCGACGUGGCGGCCUCGGCGGCGCGCAUGCGCGCGGUCCGCCCGCAGCCGGCAGUGGCCGUCGGGCCUGGCCCCUGCAUCGCCGUGUCGGCGGAGCUCGUGCGGGACCUCCUGGAGUUUGGCGGCGGCCGAGCGGACUUCACGUGCAACUGCAUCCGGGUCCGCCGAGCGCCGGCCGCGGGCUCCGUGGCCUUGGAGGCCGCGCGGGGUUUUUCCUAUCGGUUGUCGUGCUUCGUCGUGCCGCAGGGGCCCGAGCCGGGCGUGGAGGUGGCGCUGGCGCAGCCGUGCGUGGAGUUCGGGCUGGAGCUCGUCACGGAGAUCGACGUGGAGCUGCUGCAGGCGGGCUUGCCGAAGGGCGCCGAGCUGGUCCAGCUCUUCGCCUGCGCCUGGCUGCUGUGGGAGGGCGGCGCGCGCCUCCCCGCGCUGGGCGCUACUCACGCGCAUCGGCACUGCAGGGGGUCGGCCGUCAGCAACGGUGCGAUCAUCAAGGUGUCCUCCUACUCCUCCGCCUACUCCGAGGUCUUCGCGGGCGCCCUGGGGCUAUCAUGGUACCGGGCCCUCCGCGAUCGCUUCGACGGGCGGGCAUCAGGAGCCUUCGCCGAGUUCGCGGACUCCGACUUCGCGCGCGGCGAGCGGGAGGCCUUCGAGGUGCCGGACGUCCUCGGGGCGAUCACCGGCACGCGGGCACCGACGUCUGAGCAGGUAUGCUCCGUCGGGCGCGUGGCGUGCGCCCCGGAGCGCGGCACCCCAGACAUCCGACGGCCUUGA